AUGAGGGCAAUUAAAUUUGUAUGUACGUACUUUUUUUAUAUUUCAGUGACAACAUCUCCAAGUCAAGCAUUUUGUCGAAGUACAUUUCAAAACUUUCAAAACAAGUAUUUGCCAUCUUGCAAACUCGAGUGGAAAGAUCUUCAAACAAUUGAGAACACAGUGAUUGUAAUUUGCGUGAGAACGUCUCGCCUAGAAGAUGACAUAACAGAAACGCUGAAUUCUUUCAAAAUUACAGGUCAACCCAAAAUAAUGCUUAUUGUAAUGCACUAUUGUGAACGUGACAUAGAGCCGGAAAACCUUCUAACAGAAAAUAGAGAUAGCAGGGUUUCUUCUUUUGCUAAUAUUGUAUAUAGCGAUUCCGAACAAUGUUACGACUGUCAUAUCAACAGUAAGGCCGUGAAAGCCAUCAAAGACUUUAUAAGAAGUAAUUGAUGAAAUGAGCAAAUUAUGUAUUACUUAAUCAGACUGGUAACUACAUGUACAUCAUAUAAAACUUUGUGAAGACUAAUCAUAUAAAAGAAAUACAACUUUAUUUUAUUAACUACGUUUCAUAUCAAAUAGUAACAAAAUACCUUUAUAGA
This is a messenger RNA of Saccostrea cuccullata (small rock oyster), 581 nucleotides long. RefSeq lists its product as uncharacterized. NCBI's taxonomy places the organism in Eukaryota, Metazoa, Mollusca, Bivalvia, Ostreida, Ostreidae. The record is from RefSeq and is a predicted model, not a curated record. Bases 1 to 432 code for a protein of 143 amino acids. The transcript is spliced from 3 exons.